Effrenium voratum is the source of this 1158-nucleotide messenger RNA. The record is from the annotation of a GenBank genome assembly. Lineage: Eukaryota; Dinophyceae; Suessiales; Symbiodiniaceae.
AUGUCCUCCAGCCUGUUGGUCCACCUGCUAUCGUGGCAAGCCGUGGAAGACGUGCAGGACGCCAUCAGCUUCUGCCUGGGCAUCAAGACCAAAGUCUUGCGCGGAGAGCGGCUCAAGGACUUGAUCUAUCGCCGAGAGGAGGAGACGGUGGAGUCCAAUACCCGCUCGGCAGAGGUCAUUUUGGCCUUCAGAUCGACCCAUGGUAUGCUUCACUUCGGCCGGCUGAUCCGGCGGGGCGAGGCCUUCUAUCGCUAUGGCACGUCCACAGAGAAGAUGGUCAACUUAGGCUACGAGGAGUACAUCCAGCUCCUGGCGAAGGAGAACAUCUUCGUCCGGGCUCGGAGCUUCCUGGUCUUCCAGGGCGACGUCAUGCAACUCGCCAGGAGACAGGGCUUGGAGCUCACAGCUUCGCUGGAGACCAUUAGCGGUUCCGAGCAGCUCAAAGAGAAGUAUCUGCAGCUCUCCAAGGAGCUGGAGCUGUCCCAAGAGAAGGCGAGGCUCCACUUUCAGCACCGCCGCGAGGCGGAGACCACCCUGUCGCUUCUCGAGCAGCAGAGGGCAGAGGUCCAGCGGUACCAAGAGAUCCGCGCCCAAAGAGAGGCGCUGAUCGUCGAGGCGGCCCUGUUCCGGCUCUUCUGCGCAGAUCGAGAGGCUGCUGCUAACCUCGAGGCGGCGGACGACCUCCGCGAGGAGGUGGUCACAACCGAGGCAGAGUUCCGGAAGAGGCGGCGCUUGGUGGAGGAGGUGGAGGCUCAAAAGCAACAGGCGGAGACGGAGCUCCGGGAGGUUCAGAACGAGCACUUCUCCCUGAGCUCCAACCUGGAGCAGCGAAAGCCGGAGAUCGCCAACUGCCGGAAGCAGGCGGCUCAUUGGACCAUCAAGGAGCGUGAGGCGCAGGCCAAGAUCCAGCAGGAGCAGGAGAAGAUGAAGACACUGGAGGCGGACUGGCACGAAGCCUCCGAGCGCCGGAAGAAGGCGGAGGAGGAGCUGGCCGAGGUGAAGGGCCGGCAGGUGGAGUCGGCGGUGAAGCUGACGGCCGCGCAGCGCCGGGAGUACGAGCAGGCGGUCCAGAAGACCGAGCAGCUGAACACCAAAGCCCGCGACAAGCUUCGGGAGGCCAUUGGACCAGUCUUUUUUUGCGGCAGUCGACUGGUUUGA